Molecule: messenger RNA, 4107 nt
Organism: Rotaria sp. Silwood2
Lineage: Eukaryota; Metazoa; Rotifera; Eurotatoria; Philodinida; Philodinidae
Source: the annotation of a GenBank genome assembly
AUGUGUCCUUUACAACUACAUCUACUUUAUCAUCGACGUAUAGUAAAUCCAUUGUCAAUAAAAACAAAACAAUAUUUACGUGAUCAAUUAAUUCACUUGACCGAACAAUUUUCUUCAUUAACAUUACCUAGUACAGAUCGAAUUAUGCGUGAAAUUUAUAUGCAAUCACUAAAUACAUUUAUUAUUGAAAAACGUAAUUUAACUGAACUUGUUCUUGAAAUGGCAAAUUAUACAAAUCGUGCUAUUAUGAAAAAAUUAGAAGCUAUUAGAAAUUUAGUUAAUAUAAGUGAACAAUCAUAUAGAAGAUUUGCUGAAACAGAUGAAACAAUUCGAAAUGCUACGGCUAAAUUUAUGACGAAAUAUGGAUAUUUCAGUUCAAAACAUGUUAUUAAUGUUACAAUAAAUAGUACAAAUGAAAAUUCAUCAUCAAUCGCAACAGCAACAUCACCAACAAUAUCAUCAUCAUCAUCAUCGUCUACAACAUUGGAAAGCAGUUCAUUGCCAAUGAUAACGUUAGAUGAAUUGUCACCAGAAACUCGACUUUCAACGAGUACGAAUACAAAUGAAGACUCAUCUACUGAUUCAAUUCAACUAGCAAGUGAAUCGGAAAGUGAAUACAAAGCAUUAGAAAAAGAAUUAUUUAUUCAACAAAAGAAACAUUUCGGCGGUGCUUUUGUUAAUAUAACACAUAGUACAGUGCAUGUUCCAACAAUUAUUUAUUCCUUAAGUCGAGAAAUUCUAUUAACAGCGAAUUGGUCUUAUAAUCUAAAUCAAGCAUUCAUUGAUAAUUAUAAUCAUGAUCCGGAAUUAACAUGGCAAUAUUUCUGCAGUCAAACAGGUCUUUAUCGUGUUUGGCCAGGACACAUAUGGGAAUACCCUGAAGACGACACAGAUAGAUUAGAUUUAUUUGAUUGUCGCGUACAAAAUUGGUAUAUUCGAGCAACGUCAUCCCCGCGUGAUGUAAUUAUUUUAAUUGAUGCAAGUGGUUCAAUGACUGGACUAAAAAGAUCGAUUGCUAUACAAACAGUUGAAACUAUCCUUGAUACUCUCUCCGAUGAUGAUUUUGUGCAAAUAAUAAAAUUUCAAGAAAAUGCAACAUUUAUUGAUGAUUGUUUUCAAGGCGGACUUGUUCAAGCAACAUUUGAGAAUCGACAUAAAUUUCGUGCAUCAGUUAAUAAUGGUAUUGAAACAAGAGAAAUAGCAAAUUUUUCUAAAGCACUUAACAUGGCAUUUGAUAUAUUAGAUAAUGCACGUAUGAAUAUAUCACGAACAGAAAAUGCAAGAUUAUUAUGCCAAUGUCAUUAUUUAUCAAGCGAUAAUCAAACUGAAGCACAACGUGAAGCAUUUUGUCCAUCAGAUUUUAAUGCACAUGUUUAUGAUGAAGAUGAACAACCAUUUUUAGAUAGUACAGGAUGCAAUAAAAUGAUAAUGAUUGUUACUGAUGGUGCUACAGAAACAGCUUUAAAUGUUUUUCAAAGUCGAAAUUGGUAUCCAAAUAAUAUAUCAACAUGUCAUCCAAUUGAAACACGAGUAUUUACAUAUAUGAUUGGAAGAGAAUUAGGAGAUCCGAAACAUAUUCGAUGGAUGUCUUGUGCUAAUAAAGGUUAUUUUGCUCACGUAUCAACUUUAGAAGAUAUUCAAGAAAAUGUUGAAGAUUAUAUUCCAGUAACAGCACGUCCAAUAGCUAUGUAUAAUGAUCAUGUAACUGUUUGGAGUAGUGUUUUUCUUGAUGUUGAAAGAACAUUACCAAUAAAAACAUAUAAAUGGUUUCCAUUUAAAUUUACCGAUUUAUCAAUAUCAAUGGAUGAAUUUAAAAAUAAAUCGAAAGCACAUGAUGAAACAAUUCUAUUAGGAGCUGUUGGUGUUGAUAUUCCAGUUAAACUUUUACAAGAAUUUUCACCUAAAUAUCGACUUGGUGUUCAUGCUUAUGCAUUUAUGAUUAAUCAUAAUGGUUAUCUCAUGUUUCAUCCUGAUUUACGACCUGUGUUGGGUCCAUAUCGUAAACAAAAUUAUCAUUCAAUUGAUUUAGAUAUGGUAGAAAUUCCAGAUAAACUUAUGAAAUUUGUACAUCCUUUACCAGCAAGUAAAAUUCAAAAAAUACGAAAAGAUAUGGUUUUAUCAAUUGCAAAUAGACGUUCGGCAAGAGUUAAAAAACAUCUAGAUGAUAUGAGACGAAUAGAAGAAGUUGAACAAAAAUAUUAUUAUGCAACAUUAGGAGACAAAGAAUCAAAUCCAUUUAGUUUGGGUAUUGCUGUACGUUUUCCCUAUGGUGAAUUUCAUGUUCGAACAAUUGAACCUGAAGCAGAAAAAGUUAAAACAGCUCUUCGUUUUAUUCUUCAACGAAAUGUUCGUAUUGCUGAUUGGAUUUAUUGUAAUUCUACAGCUGAAGAUGAUAUUGGUGAUACAGAAGAAUCAUUUCGUGGUUAUUUAAAAGAAAAAAUUGAAACUAAACACAUUGGUUCAUGUCCAUAUAGAGCAAGUCGACAAUUAAUAUAUAUGAUGAUUGAAGAAUUAUAUAUAAUGAGUAAAUUCGAAAAUUGGACAAAAACUGGUAUAGCUGAUCAUGAACAUCAAAAACCAUUAGAUCAAUCUGCUUAUUUCGAUUUUAAAGAAUAUCAACGUGAAAAUCAUUUACAUUGGAUAUUUUUAGGAACACGUUCAGGUAUAACAGCCUAUUGGAGAUUAUAUGAUUUAGCUAAUGAAGAACAUAUACGACAAUUUGGUGAUGCAAAUCCAAAUUCAAUUGAAUCAAGUUAUUAUGAACGAACAAUAAAUGCAACUUAUACAUAUGGUGCUGAUCAUAUACAUGGUGAUUAUCAUGUUUAUUCACUUUUUUAUGGAAUAUCAAAUAUACCAGCAACAAAUUCACAAGGACAUAUGGGAUCAUCAACACCAAUGACAACAUCAGAAAGAUAUUUAGUUGUAACAACAGCUAUAUGGAUGAAUAAAACAUACAAUCGAUCAAAAACUGCACAAAAUGUUCCAUUUGGAGUUUUUGGAGUUAUGUUAUCAUAUAAAGCAGCUCAAAUGGAGACGGGUAUAUGUUAUAUUAUUGAUGAAAAUGGAUAUAUUAUGUUUAUUAAUCAACAAGAAGGAAAAGAUCGAACAGAUGAUAUUGGCAGAUUUUUGGGUGAAUUCGAAGGAGCAAUUAUGCAAGAUCUUGUAGCGAAAAAAAUUUUUUCAGAAGUAAAAAUGGUCGAUUUUCAAGGUGUUUGCUUACAACGUCAAAUACGAUCAGAAAAAAGUUCUGGUCAUCAUUUUCGUGGUAUUCUUCAAACAAUUUCAAUUAUGCUUUGGAAUAUUAUCAAUCAUUUAGCAAUGAUACUUAUUCGUAACAUAAUAUAUUUUCCUCAAUGGUCUUAUGCAACGAUAAAAACUAAUACCGUUAAUCAAAGUUUAACUAGCGAUAAAACUUUAAGAAAAACUCACUCACGAGAAAGUCUUAGUAAUAUACUCUUAACACAUAUUGAUUUUCGUCAUCCAAUAUUACAUCAUAAAAUAUUAAAUUCAACAAAAGAUGAUGAAACUAUUGAUAAAGUUCCUGAAGCAUGUAUUGAAGAAUUUAAUUUAUAUGUAUCAACAUGGAAAGGAUGGCGAGGACCAUUACCAUCAAAAGAUAAUAAAAUAACAUGGGAGCAAGUUGAGCGUGAUAAUACAAUAUAUGGUACAGUUAAUUGUACUCCUUCCGUUAAAGAAUACAUAGACAAUUUUGAUGAUUUAUAUGAGAAUGAAACUAAUGAUAUGAAUAGUUCAACAGUAGUACCACCAUUAUAUGUUCCUGAAUCAUACAGUUAUUCAAUAUCGAAAAUUCCAAAGAGUAAUUUAAUGUUGAUAUAUGCAAAUCAUUCCAAAGAAGCAUCUCUAAUGUGUGAACAAUUAAUAAUAAAACGUAAACCAGUUGAAUUUACAAAUGAAGAAUGGUGUACACGUUUAAAAACAACACCAUAUCGUGAACGACCACAUAAAUGUUUUUUUGUACAUGAAGGAGAAAAAAAACCUUUAUUUUCGAAAUGUUCUGAUGCUAAUCGAUUAAAUCAACAAUAUUUAUUUGUUAUAUUACCUGUAAUUAUUAUUGAACUAUUUUUUUAUUGUACGAAAAAAACUUGA